This is a messenger RNA of Stegastes partitus (bicolor damselfish), 3796 nucleotides long. RefSeq names its product SLAIN motif family, member 2 (gene slain2). The transcript is spliced from 10 exons. Bases 228 to 2120 code for a protein of 630 amino acids. The record is from RefSeq and is a predicted model, not a curated record. Lineage: Eukaryota; Metazoa; Chordata; Actinopteri; Pomacentridae. Gene Ontology annotation, biological process: cytoplasmic microtubule organization; microtubule nucleation; positive regulation of microtubule polymerization. Gene Ontology annotation, cellular component: microtubule plus-end.
AGUUGGUGACGAGUGUUAUGAAAAUGGCCUCGACCCUGCCCGUGAGCACGAAUAACCGGAGAAGAUGACGACGUUGAGCUUCUUAAGUCGGUCGAACACCAAAGUGUCUUCCUUGAACACGUACAUACGAGUGAAGUGAACGAAAACCAGGAGACUCUCGGCAGAGAAACGCCUAAAAAAUACCCCAGAGCACCGCAACAUUUUCGCUGGCUGGCUGAGGAGCCGCUAUGGAGGAUAUCAACUCUAAUAUCAACGCGGACUUGGAGGUGCGGAAGCUCCAGGACUUGGUGAAGAAACUCGAACAGCAAAACGAGCAGCUCCGGAGCAGGUCUACGAUGUUGUCCUCGUCUGGGGCCAUGUCAGGGAACCACAGACCCCUCAGUGCCGGAUACGACUCGUCGUCCCUGUCAGCGGGGAUGGCAGCCGGUCUGGCCGGCUUCCCUGGGGUGGGGUUCGUCGGUACGGGCGGCUACGGUGGGCUGCUGGAGAACAACCGCUGUUUGAGCCCCAGACUGUCUUAUGACGGCAUCAGCUUCAGGAGGGCGUAUGAAUGUGAGGGGGCUUCCGCUGCCACCUCUGUGUCCAGUAUGAACUCACUUUAUGCAGACACCACUGGCGGCUUUAUGGACGAAGCGGAAACCUCAAUCCUAGAUGAAGUGGAAAUCUUAGACCUCGAAGACAUGGAUUGUCUACACGAAGACGAGGACAGCUGGUUGUAUGAGGCGAAACUCAACAGUCCCCUGCAAAAAUCCUUGAGUCCUAUUGUGUGGUGCCGCCAAGCUCUGGACAACCCCAGUCCUGAGAUGGAAUCGGCCAAGCGCUCCCUCAUCCACAGACUGGACCUCACCAUGUCAGCUAACAAGCGCAGGAGUCUGUAUGGAAGUCCGUACAACCAGCAGGGUUAUGGAAGCCCGUAUAGCACAAAUGCAGCCAACAGCCCCUACAGCAGUGGCUUUAACUCCCCCUCCUCAACCCCCUGCAGAGUGCCCAUAGUCAGACAGCAGCUAAUGCCCAGUAACGCAGUACACCAGCGAAACGCAGCAGCAGACAGGAAUCCUCCGGCGGUUAGUCCACAGUCAUCAGUGGACAGCGAGCUGAGCACGUCAGAAAUGGACGAGGACUCAGUGGGCUCCUCGACUACGUACAAACUCAAUGAUGUCACUGAUGUCCAGAUACUGGCACGCAUGCAAGAAGAGAGUUUGAGACAGGACUACGCUGCAACGGCAUCCCGACGGAGCUCGGGUUCGUCCUGCCACUCAUUGCGGCGCAGCACCUUCAGCGACCAGGAGUUAGACGCACACAGUCUGGAGGACGAGGAGGAGGCGGUGCACCCGGCUUUCCACCUGCCCUCCAAUCGCUUCAGCCCGUCUCCUCGCCACUCUCCCCGUGCCUCCCCCAGGAACUCUCCCCGCUCGCGCUCCCCAGCUCGAUCCAUCGACUACAGCCACAGCCACAGCCGCGGCUCGCCUCAGCCCAUCAUCAGCCGUCUGCAGCAGCCUCGCCACUCGCUGCAGGGCCAUGGGCACGACCUGCAGACCAAUGUGGUGAAGAACGAAGAAAAGCUGCGUCGUAGUCUUCCCAACCUCACGCGAUCCUCAGCGGCGGUUACAGCUCAGGCACCAGAGCCCGUCAAGAACAGCCGCAGCUGCGAGUCCAACCUGCAAGUGCCAAACGGAGGCUCUCCUCGACACCAGAACCAGUCUGCAACAGCAGCUCAGCUCCCAAGAUACUCUCCCCCUUCUCGCUCCUCCCCGAAACCAAAACAGCACCUCCAACGUCCAACUGCCCUGCGAGUCCCACUCUCCUGUUGCUUUGGAGAAGAUGGUGAUUUCAUCCCCUCUCCCAGCAAGCUGCGAACGCCUGCCACUCCAUCCCCGCUGGCCUUGAGGCAGCCUGUGAAGGCCACAUCCACCCCUAAUUCUGCCACCUCCACACCGACCCGCUCCUUGGCUGCUCCACGCAGUGGCCUUCCGCGACCCAGUGCAGGAGGUGGAGGAGGAGGAGGAGGAGGAGGCAUCCCUCUGCCCCGCAGCAAACUGGCCCAACCUGUGCGCAGGUCUCUUCCUGCUCCUCGGACGUACAGCAACACAGGCGAGAACUGGCGAGAAGGUUGUUACUGAUGCAGCCAGCAGGGGGCGCUCCAGUCACACUACCAACACAAGGAGGCAGACAUUACAACACACGGCACUUUAUCUACCUAGAUAACUUUUACAGUGAAGAAGGAGAGACUAUGUCCCAAAAAAUAUAUACAAUUCAGAAUUUUUUUAAAAAAAAGGAGAGGACAGUGUCCACAUUGUGUCAAAGAGGACCUCCCAUCGUGCUCCUCUGUGGGGACUGGCUCUGGAGGGAUCAGGCAUGUAGUGCAGACAGCCCAGAAAAUGCCAAAGAAACCAGGCCGACUCCAGCUCCGCCAGCAGAGGACACAUCACCUGCCUUGGUUCGACUGCAAUCAUCCGUGCGACAGUUCAUAUCUCUACAUGCCCGGCUUUCCUCCCCCUCCUCUCCCCCCCCAUUCUUCUUUCACCUCCCUCAGGUCGAAAUGUUUCCACACAUUUCUCUCUUUAUGCUCUGUGUUUAACAGAUGUCGGUGAGCGAUCUCUAUGAUGAUGCUGUGCAGGUGAACUGUCCCGUAACGUUCGAGAAAUUUGUUGAUGUCUUGCAACAGUGAAAGCACCUCCGUGUGGGUAUGACAUUUAAAGAAUCUUUCCUCUUGUAAAAUCAGCCAGAAUGUAUGCACAAAGUUUGUUUUGGAAAUUAUUUAUUCAAAUUAUUUAAGAAGUGUAUGUCCAAACAUCCAUAUCAGUAUUUUUGUUUGAAAAUUUCAGUUGUUUAGAAUAUACAUUUUGAACCUCAACUGCAAGCUAACUCUCCAAAGUCUUUUUUUUUUUGUUGUUGUUUGUUGUUGUUUUCAAAGUGUCAAAUCAGGACUCGAGAGAAACCCGGGUGGUUAAUGACACCUCGGCCAAAGCCUCAGUUCUGACUUGUACCACAGUUUGCCAAGAUUAUACUUUUCCAUUGAAGUGCUUAAAGUGGUCAUUUUAAGAAUAGGUGGAAUUAAAGUCUGAGUUCUAUCUAAAAUUCUGUUUAAGAAAGAAACCUGAGCUAUUUUAUCCCUGUUCACCCAUUUAGCCAAUUAAACCACGGAAACUUGUGGUUUGUUAAAUUCCCAUAACAGAUUUGUCAGUGUGUAUCAUUCAUAUCAUUAAAAAAAUAACAAAAAAAAUAUGGAUAACUGUCGUGAAUAAGAAUAAGACGACAAGUUCUGACUGGCUUUUACCUCUUGUGCUAUGAAAACGAAUCAAACGGCAUGCCAGUGUUAGGGAAGGUGUUCUGGUUCUUGGUGUGGUGGGUGUUCUUAAACUAGUGCCUAUAAUUUAAAGUUUCACUUGAGUUUGAACAUCAUGUUCUGUUUGUAUGUUUAUCAUUUUGUGCCAAUUUCUGGAUUUGCCAAUAUCGUUUGCGAUUCAGCAUCUCUGCUUGAUUGAUUUGCUUGCCUGUUUGUUUUUUGUAAUUUAAAAACAACACAUUUAUAAUUGCUUUAAAAAAAAUGUUUAAUAUGCGCCUUCAUAUCUAUUUAUAACUAAUUACUCUGUUCUGUAAAUGAAACUAUUUAUUAAAGAGAGAGGUGCCUCUGUCAAAGCUCAGAUUCGGUGGGAAGCGAGGACGAAUGUUGCAAAAAGACAUACCACACCUUUUGUGUGACAGUUUUUGUUAUUGAAAUUUUUUUUAUAUCCACAAACAUGACAUUCGGUUUCCCUGUGUAAAAGUCACAUUUCAAAUAAAAGCUUAAAAGUUA